Phascolarctos cinereus (koala) is the source of this 3939-nucleotide messenger RNA. RefSeq lists its product as uncharacterized. Gene Ontology annotation, biological process: regulation of transcription by RNA polymerase II. Lineage: Eukaryota; Metazoa; Chordata; Mammalia; Diprotodontia; Phascolarctidae. The record is from RefSeq and is a predicted model, not a curated record. Gene Ontology annotation, molecular function: RNA polymerase II cis-regulatory region sequence-specific DNA binding; DNA-binding transcription factor activity.
AAUGGAGCCAGAGAAGGCGAUGGCAAACAACUCCAGCAUCUUUGCCAAGAAAACCCCAAAUGGGGUCAGGAAGCACUGAACAGGACUGAACAGCAUGGCACCUACAAUUUCCUGAUCCUGUUCUCUGCUGUUUUUUUGAAAAAUUGGACAUUCCUGCUUCUCCUGUUGUUCCUCUCCCAUUAUUCAUGUUCUUGCAAUAUCACAGUCACAGGCUCAGCAACCACAUCUGUCAGUUCUUUCAGGAGUAAGGAAGAAAGGAGGGGCAGCCACGUGGUGCAGUGGGCCAACGGCAUCCGAGGGUGAUGUCUUGACUUGUGGGUGAAUUGGCUUUAGGUGAGGCCAAGCUGUGCAAAGUCACCAGCCUCAUUCUCACCUCCACAUUCACCAGAGUCCAGUGGCAGCUGGUGAUGGCUACUGAUGCAGUGGGAGACCUUGGCCUUUCCCGGGGUCUCAGUUCAUCUGAAGCAACACCCAUUCAGUAAUUAAAGGCUAGGCUAGUAAUUGAGGCAAAAGAUGGACUAGUUUGUCUUCACAAAAGAAUCAGUCUGGGAGGAAAAGACUCUCAGAGUGUCAUAGAGUUCUGGGUAUGGCAGACGGAAGACCUGAGUUCAAAUCCAAGUUCAGUCACUUGCUAGCUGUGUGACCCCGGACAAGUCACUUUACCCUAGUUUCCACAUCUAUAAAAUGGUGUCUAUAACAGCACUUGCUUUCCAGGGUUGGUGUGAAGACCAGGUGAGAUAGUCAUUGUAAAGUACUUAGCCUUGCCUGGAACACAGUGAGCUCCACUUAAACGUUAGCUCUUAGUUUUAUUUAGUCCGUCUACCAAAGGACUGGCAUUCAUGAGGUAAGGGGAGGAGCAGAGGGGGCGGGGCUCCUGGCAGGAAGGGCGGGGGAGGCAGGACCGCAUUCCAGGCCGGGGGAGGGGCGGAGCCCCAGGCAUGCGCAGGAGGUGCCUAGCCUCCGGACCACGAUUCCCAGAAGGCCAUGCUCGCCUCAGGGGUAUUUUUCCAAGCUCAAGGGCCGGAGGAUUAGACUGCCAUUUUACCAUGACGCUUCCGCUUCCUUUUCUCUCGACUUCUUCCACGCUUGGUGGUUCCCGCUUCCCCUUCCCUGUCCUGAGCUGAAGUGUGACGGGCUCUAUCUUGUGUGGCCUCUGCUCUGCCCCAGUAGGUGGGAACCUUGAGGAAGAGGGAAUGGCUUCUGUACUGACAGCCAGGUCAGGAAAGGAAUUAGUCACAUUCAAGGAUGUGGCUGUGGAAUUCACUCCAGAGGAGUGGGUACAAUUGAACCCAUCUCAGAAAAAGUUGUAUAGAGAUGUGAUGCUGGAGAACUAUAGGAACUUGGUCUCUUUGGGAUUUGCAGUUUCCAAACCAGAUGUGAUCUACCAAUUGGAAAGAAAGGAAGCAUCUUGGAUGCCAAAGGCAGAUAUUCCAAGAAGCAGCUGUCCAGAGAGCAGAGAAUUUUCUCAAGAUAAACCUCUUGAAUGUAAUGAACAUGAAUUUCAGAAGGCCUUUAGGAGCAAGAAGCAUUUUGCUGUAUAUCAGAAACUUCAUACUGGAGAUAAACCUUAUGAAUGUAGUGAAUGUGGAAAGGCCUUCAGGGAUAAGACACAAUUUAUAGUGCAUCACAGAAUUCAUACUGGAGAGAAACCUUAUGAAUGUAGUGAAUGUGGGAAGGCCUUCAGGAGUAAGACACAAUUUAUAGUGCAUCACAGAAUUCAUACUGGAGAGAAACCUUACAAAUGUAGUGAAUGUGGGAAGAUUUUCAAUAGGAAGUCAAAUCUUACUGUGCAUCAGAGAAUUCAUACUGGAGAGAAACCUUAUGAAUGUAGUGAAUGUGGGAUGGCAUUCAGGGAUAAGACGCAACUUACAAUCCAUCGCAGAAUUCAUACUGGAGAGAAACCUUAUGAAUGUAGUGAAUGUGGGAAGGCCUUCGAUAAGGCACAACUUACUGUGCAUCAGAGAAUUCAUACUGGAGAGAAACCUUAUGAAUGUAGUGAAUGUGGGAAGGCCUUCAGGAGUAACUCACAACUUAGAGUGCAUCAGAGAAUUCAUACUGGAUACAUACCCUAUGAAUGUAGUGAAUGUGGGAAAGCCUUCAGGAAGAAGAUACAACUUACAGUGCAUUACAGAAUUCAUACUGGAGAGAAACCUUAUGAAUGUAGUGAAUGUGGGAUGGCAUUCAGGGAUAAGACACAACUUACAGAGCAUCUGAGAAUUCAUACUGGAGAGAAACCUUAUGAAUGUAGUGAAUGUGGGAAGGCCUUCAGAUAUAAAACACAACUUACAGUGCAUCACAGAAUUCAUACUGGAGAGAAACCUUAUGAAUGUAGUGAAUGUGGGAAGGCCUUCAGAUAUAAAACACAACUUACAGUGCAUCACACAGUUCAUACUGAAGAGAAUCUUCAUGAAUGUAGUGAAUGUGGGAAGGGCUUCAGGAGUAAGGCACAACUUGCUGUGCAUCAGAGAAUUCAUACUGGAGAGAAACCUUAUGAAUGUAGUGAAUGUGGGAAAGCCUUCAGGAGGAAGAUACAGCUUACAGUGCAUUACAGAAUUCAUACUGGAGAGAAACCUUAUGAAUGUAGUGAAUGUAUGGAGGCCUUCAGGAGCAAGAAGCACCUUACUGUGCAUCAGAGAAUUCAUUCUGGAGAGAAACCUUAUGAAUGUAGUGAAUGUGGGAAGAUUUUCAACAGGAAGUCAAAUCUUACUGUGCAUCAGAAAAUUCAUACUGGAGAGAAACCUUAUGAAUGUAGUGAAUGUGGGAAGGCCUUCAGGUGUAAGACACAACUUAUAGUGCAUCACAGAAUUCAUACUGGAGAGAAACCUUAUGAAUGUAAUGAAUGUAUGGAUGCCUUUAGGAGCAAGCAGCAUCUUACUGUGCAUCAGAGAAUUCAUUCUGGAGACAAACCUUAUGAAUGUAGUGAAUGUGGGAAGAUUUUCAAUAGGAAGUCAAAUCUUACCGUGCAUCAGAAAAUUCAUACUGGAGAGAAACCUUAUGAAUGUAGUGAAUGUGGAAAGGCCUUCAGGUGUAAGACACAACUUAUAGUGCAUCACAGAAUUCAUACUGGAGAGAAACCUUAUGAAUGUAGUGAAUGUAUGGAGGCCUUCAGGAGCAAGAAGUACCUUACUGUGCAUCAGAAAAUUCAUACUAGAGAGAAACCUUAUGAAUGUAGUGAAUGUGGGAUGGCAUUCAGGGAUAAGACACAACUUACAAUCCAUCGCAGAAUUCAUACUGGAGAGAAACCUUAUGAAUGUAGUGAAUGUGGGAAGGCCUUCAGAUAUAAAACAUUACUUAUAGCACAUCACAGAAUUCAUACUGAAGAGAAUCCUCAUGAUUGUAGUGAAUGUGGGAAGGCCUUCAGGAGUAACUCACAACUUAAAGAGCAUCAGAAAAUUCAUACUGGAGACAUUCUUUAUGAAUGUAAGGAGUGUGGAAAGGCUUUCCCUUUCAACUCAAAGCUUAUUGAACAUCAAAGAAUUCAUACUAGAGAGAAAGCUUAUGAAUGUAUUGAAUGUGGAAAGGCCUUCUUUAGAAAGCUAGAGCUUACUGUGCAUCACAGAACUCAUACUGGAGAGAAUCCUUAUGGAUGUAGUGAAUGUGGGAAGGCCUUCAGGGAUAACUCACAACUUAGCGUGCAUCAGAGAAUUCAUACUGGAGAGAAACCUUAUGAGUGUAGUGAAUGUGGGAAGGUCUUCAGGAGUCAGACACUCCUUACUGUACAUCAGAGAAUUCAUACCGGUAAGAAACCUUAUGAAUGUGGUGAAUGUAGAAAGACCUUCAGGAGGAAGACACAACUUACUGAUCAUCAAAGAAUUCAUACUGGAGAGAAACCCUAUGAAUGCAGUAAAUGUGGAAAGGCCUUCAGGAGGAAAGACCAUCUUACUAAUCAUCAGAGAAUUCACGCUGGAGGGAUGUGAUGAAUAUGGAAAGACCUUCCUG